Messenger RNA from Macrosiphum euphorbiae (potato aphid), 354 nucleotides. Lineage: Eukaryota; Metazoa; Arthropoda; Insecta; Hemiptera; Aphididae. The record is from the annotation of a GenBank genome assembly.
AUGGAAAUAUGGUUAAGUGAUAAAUCUAUGAGUCCUUAUCAUGUAACCUACCUUGGAUCAAAGUCACAAAAUGAAUUUAUUGAGUUACUUGCUGCAGAAAAUCGUCAAACUGUCAUACAAGAAAUUCAGGAUUCAGAAUUGUUUGCAGUUAUAUCUAAUACUACACCAGACAUAUCAAUGAAAGAUCAAUUAGCUGUAGGUUUAAGAUAUGUUGAUAAAAAAGGAACAACAAAUGAGCGUUUAUUGGAUGUAGUUGAAUCUUCGAAUAAAACUGGGUAUGGAACAGCAAAAUCUAUUUAUAACUGUCUCAUAAAAUAUGGAAUUAAUACUGACAAUGUAGCUUUUCAAUCAUGA